Molecule: messenger RNA, 2071 nt
Organism: Zea mays
Lineage: Eukaryota; Viridiplantae; Streptophyta; Magnoliopsida; Poales; Poaceae
Product: serine carboxypeptidase 1
Exons: 8
Biological process (GO): proteolysis
Cellular component (GO): vacuole
Molecular function (GO): serine-type carboxypeptidase activity
Source: RefSeq, a predicted model, not a curated record
AUGAUGAGGACGAACACUCUCUUCCUCCUCUCGCUCGCCAUUCUCCUGGGCACAUCGCUCGCCGUCACCGAUGUGUCGCAGGAGGCCCAGCUCAGCAAGUUCAUGACGACCAGGGCCUUGAAACGGCUGACGACGAAGAGGCCCAGGGUGAACGGGCCCGAGGAAACCGACCCAUGGGCCGACCCUAGCGCCUUCGCCCACCUGGCCGAACGCUGCAAGGGCCCGCCAAGCGGCAGCAAGGAGGCCGACAGGGUCCUGGGGCUGCCGGGCCAGCCGCCGCGCGUCAACUUCCGGCAGUACUCCGGGUACGUGACGGUGAACGAGGAGCACGGCCGCGAGCUGUUCUACUACUUCGUGGAGUCCCCCCACGACGCCGCCUCUAAGCCGCUCAUCCUGUGGCUCAACGGAGGGCCAGGAUGCUCGUCGCUGGGAUUCGGGGCCAUGAAGGAGCUCGGCCCCUUCCGCGUCAACCCCGACGGCACCCUGAGAAGGAACAAGCACUCAUGGAACAACCUGGCUAACGUGAUCUUCCUGGAGUCGCCGGCGGGCGUCGGGUUCUCCUUCUCGAGGAACGCCACCGACUACGACACGGUCGGCGACAGGCGGACCGCCGAGGACACGUACGUGUUCCUCGCCAAGUGGCUGGACAGGUUCCCGGAGUACAAGGGCCGCGCCUUCUACGUCACCGGCGAGAGCUACGGCGGGCACUACGUCCCGGAGCUCGCCACCGUCAUCCUGUACAUGAACCGCUUCCCGGACUUGCUGACUCCCAUCAACCUCCAAGGCAUCUUCUUCGGCAACCCGUUGCUCGACGAUUACCUGAACGGGAAGGGGGAGCUGGAGUUCCUCUGGAGCCACGGCGUGAUCUCCGACGAGGUGUGGGCGCGGAUCCUCGCCAACUGCACCUUCACCCCCUCCGACGACUGGCCGUGCUUCGUGGCGGCGCACUCGUUCCAGAGAGGGAACAUCGACAAGUACGACAUCUACGCGCCGGUGUGCCUGCAGUCUGACAACGGCACCUAUUACUCCAGCAGCCACUCGCUGCCCGGCUACGACCCCUGCAGCUACUACUACAUCGAGCCCUACCUUAACAACCACGCGGUGAAGCAAGCUCUGCACGCUCGGGUGGACACCAACUGGACAGGCUGCAGGUAAAAUUUGGCGUGGAACGACGCCCCCGAGUUCAUGGUGCCAAUCAUCAAAAGGCUGAUCAACGAAGGGCUCAAAGUAUGGAUAUACAGCGGCGAUUUUGAUUCCGUGUGCUCGAUCACCGCAACGCGGUUCUCUGUCAAUGACCUCAACCUGACCGUCACCACGAAGUGGCGCCCCUGGUACACUCCUGACAGCGAGGUAGGAGGCUAUGUUCAGCAGUACAAAGAAGGCUUUACUUUCGCGUCAGUAAGGGCAGCUGGCCACUUGGUCCCUACUAUCCAGCCGAAGAGGUCACUCGUUCUGCUCUACGCUUUCCUGAAGAACAUGCUCCCUCCUGCUGACAUCUCGAACUGAACAACUGAUGAGCAUUCGCAUUUGCACUUCUGGCUCCGUCUGGGAUGAUUGAUCAGGAUCAGGUCCCUCCUUUUUUUUUACUUGAUUACACAAUGUCUCGUUGCGUAGAAGGACGUACGCUGAGAAGCUCUGUAAUGGGUGCCCAGUUGGUGUUCAUCCCAAAAAACGAAUAAAGAGAAUUUUACAGCCUUCCUUUUGCUGCAUGAUAAUCCUAGAAUUACAGUCGUAGCGUUUUGGCCUAAAGUUUGUGGCGAGCGAGAUGAAUUGUAAAAAUGCAACUUUUGAUGGCUAACUAUUAACUCUAGUAAAUUCAAACACAUUGUGGCGUGUGUGGUCGUGGGGGUCAUCUCUAGUGUUGGCAUCAAAUGAAUGAAUCCUACUGCGAGGAACCUUCGUUCUCAGCAAUGGCAGCUACAUACUGCUUUCUACAAGAUUAAUCCAAACUGAUACCUGGAUACCAGUAUGACCGAUCGUAUAAACUAGUGAUCUCGAUCGUCUGGCCGUACGCGAACGCUAUCACGAUGGUGAGCAUAUCCAUGUGGACAAUGCAAUGGACCAUGUUUGU